Molecule: messenger RNA, 3825 nt
Organism: Cydia splendana
Lineage: Eukaryota; Metazoa; Arthropoda; Insecta; Lepidoptera; Tortricidae
Product: erythroid differentiation-related factor 1
Exons: 15
Coding region: 148-3771 (1207 amino acids)
Biological process (GO): positive regulation of DNA-templated transcription
Source: RefSeq, a predicted model, not a curated record
CAUCGUAAAACGAGAAAAACAUUUUGCGUGAAAUUCCUUAAAACCCACAUAAAUUCCACUAAAUAUCAUUUGUUCUUCUUUCACUAAAGUUGAAUAGAUCGUGUGAUAUUCUAUUUGUGUAUCGGCUAGUAGAAUUACUAGCUGAAAAUGCAAGAGGAUAAUGAAUAUGAAUAUAAACGCACUAAGGACCGCAGCCCUUCACCGGGCAUCAAAUCAACAGCGGUUGUCAAAUACACAGCUUUCCCGAGCCCAGUGAGCUACGCCCGACUGCAGUGCAACACGGACUUGAACCUGCCACCCUCCAACUGGGGGGCCGCUAUAGACUCCUACGGGCUGAAACAGAUAUUGACGGGGAGUACUCCCCUGUCUAGUUUUCGCAUGGCGCACAUGUUUCCCGACUGCGUCGGCGCUGUGGACGUGAUCUCCGGUGCGGAGUGUAUCAAGAAACUGCUCAAAUUACCCUACCAGCCCAACGGGACUGUAAGCAUGAUGGUGCACAGAGUGGAGAACACGCUUCUCCUGGACGACUUCGACGUGUACGACUACUUGAUGAAGUCGGAGUGGGGCUGGCUGAAGGACUUCUUCUAUGAGAACAUCUUGAAGACCAUGUCGGAAAAGGAGCGGAUGAGCUUGACGCCUCCACCGACACACACCGCGUUGCAGCUCACACAUAAGUUCCUGUCACACAGUGUGUGUGUGCCCGAGGCCAAGGGGCCUACGCCGGGGCCUACUCCUGGGCCAUAUUUACCCGAAUCAGAAAGAUCCGAGCCCCCCAACGAGCACCUCUACAACAGGAACGUCCUGUGGACCUUCGAGGACAUCCAAAUGCUCAUCGGCAGCGACCUGCCCAUCUUCGGAGACAAAGACAGACCGUGCGUCUCUCUCCGACUCAGAGACGCCAGGGAACCUAUCAAUGUCCUAACCGGAAUAGACUACUGGCUUGAUAAUCUCAUGUGUAACGUUCCUGAAGUCCUAAUGUGUUACCACUUAGAUGGAAUCGUUCAGAAAUAUGAGCCGAUGAAAACGGAGGAUUUACCUAAUAUGGAGAACUCGAAAUUCUCCCCGAAAGUCGUAAGAAAUGUCGCUCAGAAUAUACUUUCAUUUUUGAAAUACAAUGCGACGAAAGCUGGACAUACGUAUUGGCUGUUCAAAGGUCCUCAUGAUGAUGUUGUUAAACUAUAUGAUUUGACUUCGCUGUGCCCGGAUAGUUUGGACAAUCCGUUCACAACUCCUGUAGCCAUGCUUCUAUACAGGGUGGCGAGGAAUAUGAGGUUGACGAACAGGUCGAGACAUGUUAGGCAGCUGUUGGAGCAGGCGAUAAACCUGUUGAAGGUGGAGAGGUAUCCGCAGAUAGUGGCGUCUUCGCAUUAUAUGUUGGCGGAUUUGUAUGUGCCGGCGACGACCAAUCCGGCUUGUCCGGAUUUUAAAGAUGAAAGCUCUGAUUCAGAGAGUGAAGACCCCGAUUUCGAACCAACCGAAGUCACAUCAGAGCGAGACACAGAGAGCGUAAAAGAUGAAACAGAAACAUUCAACGACGAUAUCGAAGACAACAGUGGCGCCAACGGUGACAGUGGUGAUAAAAAUGAAGGUGAUGAUAAAGUCAGUGAUGGUAAAGUUAGUGAUGGUAAAGUCAGUGAUGGUAAAGUCAGUGAUGGUAAAAGUGAGUGUGGGGAUGGUGAUGGGGAGAAGGAAGAGACAUCGUUGGCGUUGCAGAUGAGGGGGUUGGCGUUGAGAGAUAUUGGCGAUAAGAUGAAGAAAGAGGAGGAUAAUAAGCGUAAAGGUAGUGAAGCCAAAGGCCUUGGCUUAGAGCCUCCAGACCGCUGCGGUCAUGCUCUGAGACACGCACUGAAAGGGUUACUAGCGCUACACAAUGUUACCAUAGACAAGUGCAAGGAGGAAGAACGAGAAAGAUUGAAAGAACAAAUACUAAUAGAGGAACAACAUCCAAAAAUGGCGAACCCCUACGAACCGAUAUCCAUGAACUACGAACCGAUCAAACAAAUCAACAAAACCGACAAAGAACACAACUCACGAAGUCGCAGAAGAAAACGAGAAAAGAAAAACUCUAAAAGCGAAUAUUUAAUAGAAGCAAAUAGUAAUAUAGAUAAAAAUGCAAUCUUAGUGAGAAAAGAGCAGAAAAAACUACCAUCUUACAGCGAAACUAACAGAGAUGACAAUUUCGCUUGGAAAUUACAUUUAAAAACGUUACUAUACGAGAAAAUCUGUCUCGCAUAUGCUACUUUGGCUGAAUACAGCUACGCUCAUGAACAAUAUGGUUUUUCGUUGAAAUACAUAGAUUUAGCUAGCAAAUGUCAAAAGUUAUUAUCCAAUAUGAUUAUUAAAAGUAAGGUGGUUGAUUCUAGUUGCCUUAUAGGGAGGGUUGGCGAUAAUUUCUUCCAGUUAAGUAAGAAUUGGCAUAGAUUGGAGCAGUUUAAGAAACAGUUUGAGACGGAUCAUGAUAUUGAUAGUAAGAUUAAGCUGGAGAUUGAGAAUGAUCUGGUGGAAGAGGUGGAGGGUGUUUUGACGAAUGAAUUUGAUUUGGACAUAUCACUACCAAACAGCGAGCUGUCUUCGAUGUUGGCGUGUUGCUCAUACUAUCGCCUCGCCCUGGCAGCGACAAGCGACAAACGAGCCGAGCUACAACGGCGAUUAGCUUCUGUCACCAACGAGUUAGCCGUUAGAUACAUGAAUGAUGCUCAGCAAAUCUACGCCAAAUACAACGAAGAGGACCCACAGGACCCGAAAGCCCAGCUCCUCCUCAAACAAUUCAACACUUUGUCCAAACGCUCGCUAGAAUGUUUAGACGAGGCGUCUGCCAUCUUCGAGGAAGUUAAUGAUGUACCGAACUUGGCUUUGUUGUAUUGUAAUAAGGGACGAUACUUGAGGUUCAAGGCACAUUGCGAUCAGGGCAGCUUUGAUGAAAAGAAACGUAAACUAUACAACAACGCCGAAGAACUAUACCUCACCGCUUUGAAGUUAGUCGGGCGAGGCGACACCGGCGGAGUGAGAGAGUUGGUACAAUGGGAGCUGUCCUGCCAUCUGUACACCAGAGCUGUGCUCAUGCAGGACUGCCCUGGAAGCAGGCCUAAUGAGGUGUCAGAAGUUGCAGAGGCGUUCAACCACGCGCUCAAAUACUGCCAACUAACUCCAGGGCCGAGGCAAUACCUGUACCAGUUCCGAGCCGCCAUGAUACAUCAUCGUCUGGGCUCGCUGUACCAUUCACAGUACAGAAUAACUUCCGAAGAAGGCCCAAAGCGGCGCGCCCUCCUCAACUCUGCUCGCACUAACUACAUGUCGUGUACACACAUGUUCGCGGCUUUAGAAGACGCCAGCAUGUUCCUAACGGCUCGGUUGGAACAUGUGGCUUUAUGCGAAUGUAGCGCUGCAGUAUCUCCCAACCUCAAACUGAAGUCCCUCCAAACGGCCAUCGAGCUCCUCCGCCAGAGCCACUCCAUCAUGCAACUCCUCAAACACCGAGACCCUGAGGACCUCAGGGACACCCCCAAAUCAGAGGACCACGACGAGAAAACCAUGAAGAACGAACAUAGCUUACUCUCACUUUUCGAAAAUAGACUACACUACAUACUUAAAAGCAUCAUACAAUAUUGUAGGUCAAAGUCUAACAAAGAUUAUGAAAAAAUGACUGAUAUGUACAAGAGAUUGUAUUCGGCUAGUUUGAAAAUUAAAAAGCAUGAUGAUAUUAGAAUGUAUGCUGGGAGUAUAUGUGAUGUUUUGGAAGCUAUGGAUGGUAUUUGUAAGGAAUUUGAGUAGUUUGGUAGGUUAUGAGAAAUGUAGGUUAUAAAAUAAAUGGAAAUUGUGAAAUUA